CCUGCUUUAACAGACUAGUCAAAUCAUCGGAGUCUCCAUUCACCUAGUUGUUCUGCAGCAGCUCAGAAGGAAACAAGAUCCUCAUCACCAGUCUCUCCGGGAAGAUUUCCAAAUCUACCUUUCCAGAAUCAUGGAGGACAAUAUGUAUGGACGGGAACUGAAUGCGCCCCCUAAGUAUGAACCCCUUAAGGAAGAAGUGGAGUUCCGGAAUUGCCCUGGCCAGACUGUGCAAACCACCGUAGUGACCAUCACGCCCGAUAGCCCUCCUAUACGGGAUCACAUCAUUUGGUCGUUUUUCAACACCAUAUACUUGAAUUUCUGCUGCUUGGGACUUCUUGCCUUUGUAUUCUCAGUCAAGUCCAGAGACCGAAAGUUGCAUGGAGACAAGCAUGGUGCCCUGAGCUAUGCUUCCACCGCCCGCUCUCUAAACAUCGCCGCCACUGUACUAUCCAUCCUGAGUCUUAUUAUUCUAAUCAUCAUUUUCAUUGUACAAAUGGUAUAUCUUGCUGACGCGAUUCAACAAGGCCAAGUGGAUUUCAACCGGUAUGGAUGAUGCAACAUGUUCAAAAGAAGAGAGGAAAAAAAGAUUGGCGCCUGCUUGCCUCUAACUUUUUUCUCGUAACUAGAUCCAAUGAGAAAUGUGUUUAACACAUUUGGUGCCUUCUGGCCUUCAUGAUUUGCUUAUUGCUGAGAUUUAGGUUUUCUGACUAGAAUUUCUACUUAAAGGGGUUAUCCAGGAAAACUUUUU
Hyla sarda is the source of this 748-nucleotide messenger RNA. RefSeq names its product dispanin subfamily A member 2b-like. The transcript has 3 exons. Lineage: Eukaryota; Metazoa; Chordata; Amphibia; Anura; Hylidae. Bases 131 to 553 code for a protein of 140 amino acids. The record is from RefSeq and is a predicted model, not a curated record. Gene Ontology annotation, cellular component: plasma membrane.